Molecule: messenger RNA, 8212 nt
Organism: Coregonus sp. 'balchen'
Lineage: Eukaryota; Metazoa; Chordata; Actinopteri; Salmoniformes; Salmonidae
Source: the annotation of a GenBank genome assembly
AUGAGGCUAGUAGAGCUGGGUGUGUCUGGGUUCCUCAACAUGAGGCUAGUAGAGCUGGGUGACUAUGGGUUCCUCAACAUGAGGCUAGUAGAGCUGGGUGUGUCUGGGUUCCUCAACAUGAGGCUAGUAGAGCUGGGUGUGUCUGGGUUCCUCAACAUGAGGCUAGUAGAGCUGGGUGUGUCUGGGUUCCUCAACAUGAGGCUAGUAGAGCUGGGUGAGUAUGGGUUCCUCAACAUGAGGCUAGUAGAGCUGGGAGACUAUGGGUUCCUCAACAUGAGGCUAGUAGAGCUGGGUGUGUCUGGGUUCCUCAACAUGAGGCUAGUAGAGCUGGGUGACUAUGGGUUCCUCAACAUGAGGCUAGUAGAGCUGGGUGUGUCUGGGUUCCUCAACAUGAGGCUAGUAGAGCUGGGUGACUAUGGGUUCCUCAACAUGAGGCUAGUAGAGCUGGGUGUGUCUGGGUUCCUCAACAUGAGGCUAGUAGAGCUGGGUGUGUCUGGGUUCCUCAACAUGAGGCUAGUAGAGCUGGGUGACUAUGGGUUCCUCAACAUGAGGCUAGUAGAGCUGGGUGACUAUGGGUUCCUCAACAUGAGGCUAGUAGAGCUGGGGUGUGUCUGGGUUCCUCAACAUGAGGCUAGUAGAGCUGGGUGACUAUGGGUUCCUCAACAUGAGGCUAGUAGAGCUGGGUGACUAUGGGUUCCUCAACAUGAGGCUAGUAGAGCUGGGUGUGUCUGGGUUCCUCAACAUGAGGCUAGUAGAGCUGGGUGACUAUGGGUUCCUCAACAUGAGGCUAGUAGAGCUGGGUGUGUAUGGGUUCCUCAACAUGAGGCUAGUAGAGCUGGGUGUGUCUGGGUUCCUCAACAUGAGGCUAGUAAAGCUGGGUGUGUCUGGGUUCCUCAACAUGAGGCUAGUAGAGCUGGGUCACUAUGGGUUCCUCAACAUGAGGCUAGUAGAGCUGGGUGACUAUGGGUUCCUCGACAUGAGGCUAGUAGAGCUGGGUGACUAUGGGUUCCUCGACAUGAGGCUAGUAGAGCUGGGAGACUAUGGGUUCCUCAACAUGAGGCUAGUAGAGCUGGGUGACUAUGGGUUCCUCGACAUGAGGAUUUGGUAUUUGGUAUUUGGUAUUUUAUUAGGAUCGUAGAGGGAACAGAGCAUGGAUUGUGGACCAGUAGCCAGGUUCAGUUGGACAUAAUGUCCUGGUGCUAUUGGUUGGUUGGCUGGUAGGUUGGCUGGUUGGUUGGCUGGCUGGAUGGUUGGCUGGUUAGUUGGCCAGUAGGUGGUUGGUUGGUUGGCUGGCUGAUUGGCUGGUUGGUUGGCUGGUUGGCUGGUUGGCUGUUUAGAUGGCUGGUUGGGACUGUUUGGGGUUAUUCAGCCAGAACGUAAUUUCUGGACUGAUUGGUUAUAAAACCUCCCAACUCAGUGAACUGAAAUCCCACAAACAAACUGGCUGUCCUCCAGUUCUACUGACAAAGGACUGAAUGCUGGACUCUCUCUCUCUCUCUCUCUCUCAAAAACACACACACACACACUGACAAAAGGCUUAGUGCUGGAGUUACCCACUCACAGACACAUACACACACACACACACACACACACACAGUCUCUCUCCCUCUCAUUCUGAAACACACUCACACACUCUCUCUCUCUUUUAACCACACAGACUGUCAGUACACGCUGUUCUGUGCUAGUGUAGCUGUGUUUGUGUGAGACUGUGUAAGUGUAUCAAUUUCUCUCUGUGUAUGUGUGUGCUUUAGACUGUGUAGGCUUACCUAUGUGUGUUUAAAAGGUGUGGGCAGCUACUGUAAAGUACCCCACCUAGCCAUAUGGCCAGAUAUCCGUGAAGGAAAUGUUCUAACCUCUAUCAAAUACAACUCUUUCUCUCUCUCUCUUUCACACACACAUACAGACACACACACACACCUUUUUAUCAAACACAGCAUGAUACUGUCUGAUAAUACUUAUUAUGAUGGACCACAAAAUAUACACACAGCAAGCCACAUCAGCUUUCUCUCUACCACCCUCUUCAAUUUCCCUCUUGCUUUCUGCAAAUAAUGAAACUUUUACUAUGUUUAUUCAAAUAUUAUGAAUGGAGUUCUGGGCUGUUGUGACCACCACAUGUUGAGACACUGUGUUUUUCUAAUGCAAAUGCAACUAAGCUAAUGAACCGGCCCACACACACUGCUCCUGUCCGAACCGAUUAUUGAUUAUUAUUAAGGCUAUGCUGAAUCGUCCUAGAAAAUAAAGAGCAAGAGGCGCGUAAACAUAUGCGUAGGCUACGUGUUUACAACAUCCCAUUAUAUGUUGUAAACUUCGUAUAAAACUCUAAUAGCCUACACCUUUCUCGAAUGCUAUUUAUUUUGUGCUCCAUUUCGUGUUUUGCAUCCUGCCUGGAAAAGAAGGCGUAUUCGCGUUUACACAGCAGUCUACCGUGUCUCGUCAACCUCACCAAGUUCCACCACUCCGCUUGGACUUUUCAGACACCAAAACUUCUCCCGGAGAAAAUAUCCACCAAUACUGGACAUCAUUGACGUAGGUAUGAACUGUUAUUUGUCUUUUUCCCCCAGCGUGUUUGAAAACUUUAACAGUUUCAUUCCAGUUUAUGAGCAAGUUGGGACAGGUGCGCCUUCUCUCGCACUGUGUGUGUUAUGUGUAUUGUGCAUGUUUGCUUUUAGAAGGUGUGUACCGAGGUCACAGGUGCCUAACAGACUUUUCACUAACAAGUUAAAACAGGCUGUUGGGGAACUGUUGUAGUGGGGAAAGCUCGCGCGCCGCGGAUGUUGCGCUUUGUAUCCUGAUUGCAAAACAAACUUUAAAAACACACGGAAGGUCUGAGCGCAUGCACAAACUGCACAGGUGAGACCACCGUUUACAUGUGGUCAGACCAUACACACACACACUAUAGAGAUUAUACAAUAGCCUCAUUUUAGGAGGAAGUAGCAACUGAUAAACUAAGUAAACCGAUCCCUGUGUCAGGCAGUCUGUCAUACUAGUACUACUGUACUUUACAAUGUCAUCUCUCUCUCUCUCAGGGUGAUGGAGGGAGAAGGGGAGUUGUUGGACCUAAGUCACCUGUCAGAGGCAGAGCAGGCUUCCAUAUUGGAAGUGUUGCUAAGGGACUCUGAGCUGCGUUCCCGUGAUGAAGGUCGUUUAAGGUCAGAGGUGAUUAUUAUUUAACCCUUUAGGUCCCAUAUGGGCAUCAAGUUGACUGAUUGAUUGAAGUUUUUCCAAAUAUAGAGGGCUGUCAAACCCAGGGGCUGUUAAUGUUAUCCACAGAGGGCCGGUGUGGGUGCAAGUUGGUUUUUUCCCCCCUGCACUUACACACCUGAUUCAUAUAACUAAAACAUUACAUUGUUUUAUUUGACAUUUUAGUAAUUUAUCAGACCGAUUUUUCUAAACUGACUUUCAGUCAGUGCAUUCAACUAAGUUUAGUUGUGAAAACAAUCACAUGACUGUCAUUGCAAGUAACCCUCAUUAAUAAGUGGUAAUAUAAAUGAUAUUAUAAACUGGGUGGUUCGAGCCCUGAAUGCUGAUGGGCUGACAGCCGUGGUAUAUCAGACCGUAUGCCACGGGUAUGACAUUUAUUUUUACUGCUCUAAUUACGUUGGUAACCAGUUUAUAAUAGCAAUAAGGCACCUCAUGGGUUUGUGGUAUAUGACCAAUAUACCAUGGCUAAGGGCUGUAUCCAGGCACUCCGCGUUGCAUUGUGCGUAAGAACAGCCCUUAGCCGUGGUAUAUUGGCCAUAUACCAUACCCCCUUGGGCCUUAUUGCUUAAAUAUAGUGAACAUGAUGUUUAAACCUCAGGGCCCUGCAGCAGAAAGAGGCGGACCCGGUGCGUUUGAGGUCACUGUCGGGCGCGUGGUUUAAUGAGGAGAGAAGCAAAUGCCACCGAGGCACGAAGGAUGGCGUUGACAUCGUACAGGCCUCUAUACGACGCAGGAAGCCAAGAUCAGGUCAGACUACACACACAUACCAAUAAUAGCCAAGAAGCAGGACAUUGGUAUAGAUUGAUUGAUUAAUUAAUUGAUUUAUUGAUUGACAGAUUUGCCUCUGAGUGGGGUGUUUAACGGGCAGACAGAAGAUGCUCCUCCCACUAACAAAGACCCAACUUCUCAGAUAGAUGACAAGAAAGAGGAGGAUGACACGAGAAGGUAAAGGCAGUUGGUAGAGCAUGGCGUUUGCAACGCCAGGGUUGUGGGUUCGAUUCCCAUGGGGGGCCAGUAUGAAAAAUGUAUGCACUCACUAACUGUAAGUCGCUCUGGAUAAGAGCGUCUGCUAAAUGACUAAAAUGUAUAAUAAAGAGGGGUUGGAUUGUGCUGUUAUAUUUGUUUGUGUGUGUUUUUACACAGCCACCCCAAUCCGAUGUAUUGAAAUAUCUGAUACAUAUCUGAUCUUUUGCCCAAUGUGUAAACAGCAAAAAGCACACAGAAUCUGAUCUUUUGAGUUCUGAGUCUUACCACAUUUGUUACCAUGACAACCAUCCAAAAUGUAAGAAACAGGAGCAUUGCGUCUGUGCUAUUUGAGAGGCUACAUCAGUGUGAAUGUGCAAAUCUGAUAUGGUUCACAUGUAGAACUGAGUGUGGACAUUCAGACAAAAAGAUCAGAUAUGGAGAAAAAAAAUCUGAAUGGUGUUCUUAGAAUGACUGUAUAAACAUACCCUUAGUGCUUAAAGAAGUGCGUGUAUGGUUGAAUAAGUACUUGUAUGUACAGUUUUAAUGUAUGUAGUUUUAAACAUCUCAGUUACAGGAGUCAAAAUCGUCACACACCUACACCCAGAACCAGGAGCCCAAACACACAGGUUAGUCAUGUCAGUGUGUGUGUGUAGGAGGAGGAUUGUCUGUCUAGUUGUGGAGAGGUAAUCUCUUCCUCUCUUUCCUUCCAGAGUCUCCAGGACAGCAACAGCAUCUCAUCUUCAGGUACACAUUCCUCCCUGUCUCUCUCUUCAUCCCCCCCCCCCCUUAAUUUCUCACCCCCUCCUCCACCGCACUCUCCCUCUCUCAUUCUGUCUGAUUAAUGUGUUUGUGUCUGCACCUUCCAGAGUAUUACAGCAGGAGGAAUGGACACAGAGAGGAAACACUGCAGGUACAGUCUACAGACACUCACCAAUAUCCUUGUUUGGGGAUAAUAACGUUUUAUCCUACUAUUGCCUCUUUCUGUUCUAGAAACCUGCUGACUGUGUGUGUGUUCCCAUCUGUGUGUGUGUAGGACUCAGAAGGAGACAGAAACUCUGUGUCCAGUGGUGUGACAGAUGCUGAUCCGAUGCCUCUAAGGCCUGGGAGCUCAAUCAGCAGUCUACAUUCUAACUACACAGUGAGACACAUACACACACACACACACACACACACACACACACACACAUUAUAUACAUACAUACACUACCGUUCAAAAGUUUGGGGUCACUUAGACAUUUCCUUGUUUUCGAAAGAAAAGCAAAUUUUUUGUCCAUUAAAAUAACAUCAAAUUGAUCAGAAAUACAGUGUAGACAUUGUUAAUGUUGUAAAUGGCUAUUGUAGCUGGAAACGUCAGAUUUUUAAUGGAAUAUCUACAUAGGCGUACGGAGGCCCAUUUAUCGGCAACCAUCAGUCCUGUGUUCCAAUGGCACGUUGUGUUUGCUAAUCCAAGUUUAUCAUUUUAAAAGGCUAAUUGAUCAUUAGAAAACCAUUUUGCAAUUAUGUUAGCACAGCUGGAAACUGUUGUGCUGAUUUUAAAGAAGCAAUAAAACUGGCCUUCUUGAGACUAGUUGAGUAUCUGGAGCAUCAGCAAUUGUGGGUUCGAUUACAGGCACAAAAUGGCCAGAAACAAAUAACUUUCUUCUGAAACUUGUCAGUCUAUUCUUGUUCUGAGAAAUGAAGGCUAUUCCAUACGAGAAAUUGCCAAGAAACUGAAGAUCUCGUACAACGCUGUGUACUACUCCCUUCACAGAACAACGCAAACUGGCUCUAACCAGAAUAGAAAGAGGAGUGGGAGGCCCCGGUGCACAACUGAGCAAGAGGACAAAUACAUUAGUGUCUAGUUUGAGAAACAGGCGCCUCACAGGUCCUCAACUGGCAGCUUCAUUAUAUAGUACCCGCAAAACACCAGUCUCAACGUCAACAGUGAAGAAGCGACUCCAGGAUGCUGACCUUUUAGGCAGAGUUGCAAAGAAAAAGCCAUAUCUCAGACUGCCCAUCUUAAUCUUUUCGUGGUAUUGGCCAGUCUGAGAUAUGGCUUUUUCUUUGCAACUCUGCCUAGAAGGUCAGCAUCCUGGACAAAAAAAUUGCUUUUCUUUAGAAAACAAGGACAUUUCUAAGUGACCCCAAACUUUUGAACAGUAGUGUACAUACACACAAAACACUGACGUUUUUUUUUGUGUGUGUGUAUAUAGUUGAGUGGCAGUAUGAUGAGUCUGUUCAGUUCGGGGGAGUUCGGAGCAGUGGAGGUGAAAGGGCGUGUCCUAUUCUCAUUGGAAUAUGACACUCAGAGGGAAGAGCUACAGAUCAGAGUGUGUCGCUGUGAAGACCUGGCCGCCGCACGCAAGAACCACUCCGACCCGUAAGUAAAGUAGGGUUGCUAUUUCGAGGAUGCUUACAGGCAUCAUUGAUGUGAACUAUCCCUUUGAGAAGCACUUGUUUUGUGUUAAGAAGUGUGUGUGUGUUGUAGGUAUGUGAAGGCAUAUCUCCUGCCUGAUAAGUCAUCUCACAGUAAGAAGAAAACAUCAGUGAAGAAAAAGACUCUCAACCCAGUCUUUGACCAGACACUGAAAGUGAGAGCACACACAUACACACACACACAUACACUGUCUCUCUCUUUCUCGAUUCCUUUCCCUCAGCAUCUGUCGUGUGUCUCCUCUCUCUGUCUACUUGCCGGUCUGUCUGUCUCUCUCUGUCUUUCUGAUGUACAUGUGAAUGUAUUUAUCACUUGUGUGUCUCUCAGUAUAAUUGUGUGUGUUUCAGUAUAAGAUCAGUGUGUCAGAGGUGCGUGGCAGGACUCUGAACCUGUCUGUGUGGCACGCUGCCCCCCUGGGCAGAAACCUGUUCCUAGGAGAGGUGGAGCUUGAGCUGGCUCACUGGGACUGGACACACACGCGUUCUGACUGGUACCAGCUACAGACACGGGUAGGACACCCCCCCCCCCCCCCAACACACACACACAGCAUGCAGUAAGUCCUACAUUGUAUAUGGUCUUAACUGGCAAGGAGGAGAGAAGAUGCUGAGAAUUUCAACUAACUCUUAUGUAACCCUUCUAACCUAAUCUCUCCUCUCUUCAAUCUCUCUCUCCUCUCUUUUUCUCUGUUCUCUCUCUCUCAGGUCCAGUGUAGUCCAGAGUCUAUCAGUAGUCGAGGAAACAUCCUGCUCUCUAUCAAGUUCACCCCAGCAAGAUCUGAGGGUGAGCUGAGCUCACUACGCUCGUCACACAUGGCACUUUUUCUUUCUCUCAUACUCUGUCUGAAUUUACUCUGAACUUAUUCUGUGUGUGUGUGUGUGUAGGUGGAGGUCUACCUCUAACAGGGGAGCUACACAUCUGGCUGCGGGAAGCGCAGGGUCUUCUCUCCACCAAAGGGGGCACCGUCGACUCCUUCGUCAAAAGGUGAGUUAGGGGUUAGAGGUCAGGAGUAGGAAGAAAACCUGCAGUGUGGCUGAUCUCAAGGUCUGGAUUUGAGGAACGGGGGUCUAGAGUUAGUGGGAUAAGACUGUUUACAGUAUAGCGGAAUGUGUAUAAUAACUGUUCUUUAACCCUACUUUGACUUUAAUCCAAGCUACGUGCUGCCGGACACCAGCCGGUUGAGUGGUCAGAAGACCCGCGUAGUUAAGCGGUCGGUCAGUCCGACCUACAACCACACCAUGGUUUACGACGGGUUCCAGCCUGCUGACCUGCGAGAGGCCUGCGCCGAGCUGACCGUCUGGCACCGUGAAGGGUUAAAAACACAUCUGCUGGGAGGGGUCAGACUCAGCCGUGGGACUGGUGAGAUAUAUAUAUAUACACACACACACACACACACACACACACACAUACAAAUAGAUAGAUACGCACUGUGUAUGCACAGAUGACAUUGUAACAAGGUUUGUGUUACAGGUCUGAGCUAUGGAGUGGCAGUGUGUUGGAUGGAUUCAACAGAGGAAGAAGCCACUGUGUGGAACUCCAUGAUCCUGAACCCCAACCACUGGAUGGAUACUACACUACCUAUCAGAACUAACCUGGCUGACCGCCCAGAAUAACACAGACACACACACACACACA